AGAGACGGACGCCACCCCUGCCGUAUUCACUUUUCACUCGUUCGUCCAUCCUUCCACGCCCCCCACAGAACCGUCUCCCCAGCGGAGCCCGGCGCCUCACGGUCGCAAUUUAUUGCUUGCGCACCGCCUCGCCGCUUUGGCGUGGGGCGUUUGCCUGUGUGGCGCUUCGCAGGUGCCGUGGCUUGCCGCUUCCUUCGCCGUGCUCACUAGUCACCAGAGAGGGAGGAGGCUCUGGCGCUCUGCUUCUGCUGCCGCUUCUUCUUCUUCUCCUGCUGCUGCUCUUACGGAGAUAAGCAGGGGGGGCCGGGCCGGGGCAGGGGGAGGUGACAGCUGAGCUGACUAGCUGAGUGAAGCAUGGGGAUGGACGCCGGCGGCGGCAAGCUGCCGUACAGCUACGCCGGCCAGCAGGACGGAGGGAAGCUGGUGAAGAGCGUCAGCCGCGUGGAGCCGCGCAGGUUCGGCCUGGGCCUCGUGGCGGGCUUCCUCCUCGUCACCUGCGCCUACUUCUCCACCGCCAAGUUCGACGCCAUCCAGAUCGCCAUGACCAGCCGACCCGUCUCCAGCAAUGCGGGCGGCGUCGGGGUCGGCUCGCUGGAGGUGGGCGGCGUCGUCGCCGCCGCCGACACCUACAACGCCUCCAGGCAGGGAUUAGGUGAGCCGUCGGCUAAUCACUCGUCACGUCACUGGGAGGAUCUCCUCCUCCAAAGAACAGGGUGGACGGACGAACGAACCAAAUUUGGGCAAGAAAGGCCCGGGCGCGACGUCCAUGGCCGACGAGGGAAGCGAGGCCGAGGCGCUCGAGAAAGACGGCGGCAAGGCUUCUUCACCUUCGGGGCCAGGUUCUUGGUCAGGCGUUCCUGCCGCUCUCCUUCCUCCCGUGUCGUCAGAGGAAGCCGCGAACAGCACGCUGGAAUCAGGCGGUCUUGAGGACGAGGAGCUACAGGUGCAGGAUGCAGUUGCCAGUGGUUCCAAGAGGAGCAAAGACUCUGCCGCCGCCGCCGCCGCCACACGCAGCGCCAAUGUCAGCUCACCCUCUGUGGUUCACUCUCACCAUGCCAUCCUCCCUGCUCCCGCGCAGCGGAUUCCAGAGGUUAAGCAAGCAGACUCGGAGACGACGCCGGCGCGGGAGCGGGAGUGGAAGCCGCUGUGCGACGUCACCUCGAACCGGCGCAUCGACUGGUGCGAGCUGGACGGCGACGUCCGCGUGGUCGGCGCCAACGCCAGCGUGACGCUGGUGGCGCCGCCGGGCGCGGACAACCGGACCUUCCGCGCGGAGUCGUGGCGCAUCAAGCCGUACCCGCGCAAGGCGGACCCGAACGCGAUGCGCUUCGUGCGCGUGCUGACGGUGCGGUCGGUGGCGUCGGGCUCCGGCGAGGCGGCGUGCACGGACGGCGGCGACGACGACGUGCCGGCGCUGGUGUUCUCGGACCGCGGGUACACGGGCAACUACUUCCACGCGUUCACGGACGUGAUCCUGCCGCUGUUCCUGACGGCGCGGCGGUACGCGGGCGAGGUGCGGCUGCUGGUGGCCGACCUCCAGCCGUGGUGGGUGGGCAAGUUCCUGCCCGUGUUCAGGAGCAUCUCCAAGUACGAGCUGGUGGACCUGGACCGCGACCCGCGCGUGCGCUGCUUCCGCCACGUCCAGGUGGGGCUCACCAGCCACGCCGACUUCAGCAUCGACCCGCGCCGCGCGCCCAACGGCUACUCCAUGCUGGACUUCACCCGGUUCAUGCGCGCCGCCUACGGGCUCCCGCGCGGCGACGUCGUCGCGGCGGCGCCGGCGAGGCGGCCGAGGCUGCUGGUGGUGGCGCGCGCGCGGACGCGGCGGUUCGUCAACACGGAGGAGAUCGUGCGCGGCGCCGAGGCCGUCGGGUUCGAGGCGGUGGUGUCGGAAGGGACGCACGAGGUGGCGCCCUUCGCGGAGCUGGCCAACGGCUGCGACGCCAUCAUGGGCGUGCACGGCGCCGGGCUGACCAACAUGGUGUUCCUGCCCACGGGCGGGGUGGUGAUCCAGGUGGUGCCGCUGGGAGGGCUGGAGUUCGUGGCCGGAUACUUCCGAGGCCCGUCCGUGGACAUGGGGCUGCGCUACCUCGAGUACCGGAUCGAGCCGGAGGAGAGCACGCUGGUGGACCAGUACCCGCGCGACCACCCCAUCUUCACGGACCCCAACGGGAUCAAGAGCAAGGGCUGGGAGUCCCUCAAGGACGCCUACCUCGACAAGCAGGACGUGAGGCUGGACAUGGAGAGGUUCCGGCCGACGCUCCAGGAGGCCAUCGCGCACCUCAGGAAGGCCAAGGCCAAGGCCAAUGGCGACGGAAACAACUAGGCAUCGCCGUGCGUAUGUAGCGUGUUCAUUCGUCCUCUUAUUAAUCUACUCUUCUUUUUCUUCUUUCCUUUUCGGGUUAUGUCGGUGUAUGUAGCGUGCAGAAAUCGAGCAAAUGUAUGAUAUGUGGCAGGGAAAGAAGCUAGAGCGAAUAAUAUAUUCUCUCUCUUGUCAUCCA
Zea mays is the source of this 2501-nucleotide messenger RNA. RefSeq lists its product as uncharacterized. NCBI's taxonomy places the organism in Eukaryota, Viridiplantae, Streptophyta, Magnoliopsida, Poales, Poaceae. Gene Ontology annotation, molecular function: glycosyltransferase activity. Bases 767 to 2326 code for a protein of 519 amino acids. The record is from RefSeq and is a predicted model, not a curated record. The transcript is spliced from 6 exons.